Messenger RNA from Photinus pyralis (common eastern firefly), 1352 nucleotides. RefSeq names its product transcriptional regulatory protein AlgP (gene RpL23A). Bases 117 to 1292 code for a protein of 391 amino acids. Gene Ontology annotation, biological process: translation; ribosomal large subunit assembly. The transcript is spliced from 3 exons. The record is from RefSeq and is a predicted model, not a curated record. Gene Ontology annotation, molecular function: structural constituent of ribosome; rRNA binding. Gene Ontology annotation, cellular component: ribosome; cytosolic large ribosomal subunit. NCBI's taxonomy places the organism in Eukaryota, Metazoa, Arthropoda, Insecta, Coleoptera, Lampyridae.
UUAAAUUCCUUUUAACUAAAAUACGUCUAUGCUGAUUCAAACAGUAUCAUUCCCGCCAUAUUAGUUUUUCCUGUAGAUUAACUUCCUCCGACAGUGAGCCACAUUCUUUUAUAAACAUGGCGCCCACGAAGGGGAAAGGAGGUGACAAAUCUGGUGGUAAAAAGGAAGAAAAGAAGCCGGGCUCGACCCCUUCUGGUUCAACCCCGAAAGCGACCGCGUCUGGUGGAGUGACGAAAGCAGCAAGUGCGUCGAAAGCUACAAAGCCGGCUGCACCAAAGCCUGCAGCAUCUAAGCCGGCGGCUGGUGAUAAACCAACCACACCAAAGGCGGCCGCGGCUAAACCCGCAGCGAAGCCUGCCGCCGCUGCACCUAAAGCAGCUGCAGCGAAACCUGCAGAAAAGAAGCCUGCUGGUGACAAGAAAGCGCCUGAAAAGAAACCUUCCACUGAGAAGAAACCGGCUGAUAAGAAACCCGUUGACAAAAAGGCAGGAGGUGACAAAAAAGCACCUGCUGAUAAGAAGACUUCGGCUGGGAAAAAACCCGCCGAUAAGAAAACUGCUGACAAGAAGCCUGCGGACAAGAAAGCGGCCGCUGCUAAACCUGGUGCUCCUAAAACAAAAACCGCUGCGGCAGCGAAGGCUAAAGCUACCACUGCCACAAAAGCUAAGGCCGCCGGCAAACCUAAGGAAGGUGCCGCGAAGGCGAAAGGAGCAGCGAAACCUGCAGCCAAAGGAGCAGCAGCAGCUGCCGGAAAGAAGAAGGUGAAAGCAGCAGAUAAGGGAAAAUCCUUGGAGAAACCCACUGCCGCAGGUAAACCGAAAAAGAAUGUGCCCGUUAAACAGCAACGCGGUGUUGGUAAAUUCAAGCAAGCAGUCACUAAGGCCCUCAAAGUUCAAAAGAAGGUAAUCAAAGGUCCAAAUGGAAUAAGAGUCAGAAAGAUCCGUACGUCCGUUCAAUUUAGAAGACCGAAAACCUUCUCCGCGCCUAGAAAUCCGAAAUAUCCGAGGAAGUCCGUUCCGCACAGGAGCCGCAUGGACGCUUUUAACAUCAUCAAGUAUCCGCUAACUACGGAAGCGGCGAUGAAGAAAAUCGAAGAUAAUAACACAUUGGUAUUCUUAGUGCACACGCGAUCGAAUAAACAUCAUAUAAAGGCCGCGGUUAAAAAACUGUACGAUAUUAACGUCGCGAAAGUUAACACCCUCAUUAGACCCGACGGUAAAAAGAAGGCGUACGUUCGAUUAGCGCGCGAUUAUGAUGCGCUCGACGUCGCUAAUAAAAUUGGAAUAAUAUAAAAAGCCUUCAAAUUUGUUUUUUGUACUUUUAUUUAUAGUAUGAAUAAAGUUUGAAGAGUU